This is a messenger RNA of Toxorhynchites rutilus septentrionalis, 1940 nucleotides long. Its product is annotated as glutactin-like. NCBI's taxonomy places the organism in Eukaryota, Metazoa, Arthropoda, Insecta, Diptera, Culicidae. The transcript has 7 exons. The coding region runs from base 169 to 1857 and encodes 562 amino acids. The record is from RefSeq and is a predicted model, not a curated record.
GCGAAUUGACAUUCUCAACCAAAACAGAAGAUGGUUCAAGUACAAUGCCUUCCAACUUCAUUGUUUUGAAACGGACACGAAGAAGAAGCUAUCGUAUCAUCAAGUUAGACUAUCGUUCCUUGUCGUUGGAGAUUGUGUUAUGGAAAGAAAUAACGAAAAUCUCUGACGAUGACUUCGCGAAUUGGCAAAGUUCGGUCUAUUCUAGAUGAUAGCACACUACUAAUCGAGCUCCCCAGGCUGGGAACAUUACAAGGCUCGACUACAGUCAAUGCAUUCAGUGGAAGGCAAAUCGUGCAAUUUCUUGGCAUCAAAUAUGCCGAAACAACCUCCGGCGAGCAUCGGUUCAAGCCUCCCCGGAAAGCAUUGCCUUGGAAAGGAACUCGAAAUGUGACUCAGCAUGGACUGCCUUGUCCGCAGUUGAAACUGAUCUCGCAGUUUCCCGUAUCAUUGGCGGAUGUGGAAGAUUGCUUAACGCUAUCUGUGUACACAAAACUCUUAACCAAAAUCCCCGUUAUGGUCUUCAUUCACGGAGGUGGUUUCUAUCAAGGAUCCGCGGCAAAUCAAACUGCGGAGCUGCUGCUGGAGAAAAAUGUUGUGCUGGUGGUGGUUCAAUACAGACUCGGUCCAUUGGGUUUCGCAUCACUGAAAACGGAGGGCAUGCCGGGAAACGUUGGAUUGAUGGAUAUAAAAAUGGCCCUGGAAUGGGUGCAAGAUAAUAUCGCACAAUUUGGAGGCGAUCCCGACAACGUCACACUGUUUGGACAAUCUGCUGGCGCGGCAGCGAUUUCCGCCUUGAUGUACAGCCCACAAGUACCGGCGAAGCUCUUCCACAAAGUGAUCCUGCAGUCUGGUGCCUCCAGUGCGCCAUGGGUUUGGGAUAAAGACCCGACCGAACAUGUGAGGGAUAUUGCUGCUAUUGCGGGUUGUGACCCGAGUGCGGGAAAAGGUCGAAAGAUUGAAAUGCCCCUCCGGGAAGCCGAGCGCUGUUUCCGUAGGUUGGACGUAUGGACACUGUUGAGGAGCUUCGAUGAACACAAGACCCAUACAUUUGAAUCAAAAAGCCUAAUGGAUGUCGGGGGCAAUCGACUUACCGUUGGGGACUAUCACGGUUUCCUUCCCCAAACACCAUGGGAAUUGAUUAAAGAAAAGAGAAUCCCGCGGAACGUUCCAAUGAUGGCCGGAGUGGUUAAACACGAGGGAACAUUUCUACUCACUUCAAUUUAUGACAUUCUAAAGCGCAAAAAAUUACUAGAUGAUCCAAAUUUUGUUAAAUACGAAAUGUUAGAAACCAUCAAUAAGCUGCUGGGGAUCGAUGACCCGACAGGAAUGCUUACUGGCUAUCAGAUUAAAUCCUUGUUCACACUGUCGGAAUUAUCAAGUGGAAAAUUUGAAGAAAUGACAGACGGUCUAACGGAUCUCGCCGGAAGCAUGUUGGUCAAGGCACCACUUCUUCGAGAAGCCCAAGCAAAUGGCAUUGUUAAUCCAAACAAAACAUUCCUUUAUUCGUUCGAUUAUCGCGGGGAACAAACGCGGUUCGGAUAUGGAGCAGAUACCUCGCAUUAUCCAUUCGACGGUGGAGUGCAUCAUUCGGACGAUUUGUUGUACCUGUUCCCUUAUCCACCGGGACAACCAGAACUAAAUGAGGAUGACGCCAGAAUGUCCCGUCUGAUGGUGGAUUUGUGGACGAGCUUCGCCACCAACGGUGUUCCACGGAGCGAAGCACUCGGCAUCGAAUGGGAACCGAUGAGAGAAUAUGCUGGUCCAUAUCUUCACAUUGAUAAGAAUCCUCGAUUAGGUUCGAGUUUUUACGAUGAAUUUUCAGUAGCUAGUGAUGAGAAAAAGGCGAAAAUGCAAUGAGUUUUUAUUUUUAUUUUUUACAAUCAAUAUGUAGUUUAUCCUUUGUUUUCAAUACACUGUACAUUUUAGUAUUAGUAUUUCAA